Molecule: messenger RNA, 198 nt
Organism: Colletotrichum paranaense
Lineage: Eukaryota; Fungi; Ascomycota; Sordariomycetes; Glomerellales; Glomerellaceae
Exons: 1
Coding region: 1-198 (65 amino acids)
Source: RefSeq, a predicted model, not a curated record
AUGGGUAUGCUCUUGGCAUCAGCGACUCAGCAGCCCGAAAAUGCCAGUAUGAUUAUCGUCGAGAAUGCGAACAACGUCAAGACGCUCUCGAGUAGUUUCCGACGGUCAUCCCACCCACUGCCUAAUUCCUUGGGGUUUGCUGGCUUGCUGAGAAGAAGGUCUCGAAGACCAGCAUCGAAGGCCCGAAAUCCCUCGUAA